Messenger RNA from Danaus chrysippus (African queen), 2163 nucleotides. Lineage: Eukaryota; Metazoa; Arthropoda; Insecta; Lepidoptera; Nymphalidae. The record is from the annotation of a GenBank genome assembly.
AUGGCGGCUGUGUUUGUUUCUAAUAGAAGAUUUGAUAAAAUAACGCAAAAAUAUGUUAAAUUAGCCACAUCAGUUACGAACACCUCAGUAAUUUUAAAUAAGCCACAAUUAAAUAUAAUUUGUAGACAAUGUGCGGUCACAAGUUACUACAGGUUUUAUUCUUCAUCACCGCCGAGCCAAGCCGGUGGGACGGACGCAGCAAAAAAUGUUUUGGCGGCAGUUUUGGCUAACAAACCAAAGACGGGCAAAAUCCCUGUUGGCAUCCAAAAGCGAGACUGCUUUCAUCCAGGUGCAUCUGUUCUAUCUCGAGAAGAUAUCAAUCUGGGUGAUGCAAAGCCGGUGACGGGAAUGGACAUGGUUAGGGGCAUGUUGGAAUAUGUGUGGCCCAAGGAUAACGCAAUGAUCAGAAAUCGUGUGAUGCUGUCCCUAUCCCUCCUGUUUGGUGCUAAGGUGAUGAAUGUCACGGUGCCCUUCUUCUUCAAGUAUGCAGUGGAUGAGGUCAAUAACCUGACAACCACUCCGACGGGAGAUGCUUUAUUAGGAAUGGCCACAGUACCUCAGGCAUUGGGGACAACGGCAUUCAGUUUGUUAGUUGGAUACGGUAUAGCCCGCGCGUCUGCCGCGGGGUUCAAUGAACUCCGUAACGCGGUGUUCGCGAAGGUGGCUCAGCACUCCAUCCGUAAGCUGGCCUGUAACGUGUUCCUUCACCUCCACAACCUCGACCUGAGCUUCCACCUCGCGAGGCAGACCGGGGCUCUGUCUAAGACCAUAGACAGAGGUUCCCGCGCUAUAAACUUUGUGUUAUCAGCCAUGGUGUUCAACAUAGUGCCCACCAUAUUUGAGUUGUGUUUGGUCUCAUCGAUCCUUGGUUUGAAAGGAGGACUGGCAUUCGCAGGCGUGGCGUUUAGUUGUGUGGGUGUGUACGCGGCCUUCACGUUAGCUAUCACACAAUGGAGAACCAAGUUCAGGGUUCAUAUGAACAAGGCUGAGAACGAGGCGGGGAAUAAGGCGGUCGACUCACUCAUCAACUAUGAAACUGUCAAGUAUUUCAACAAUGAAAAGUACGAGCUAGAAAAGUACGACUCAUCUCUACGCACGUAUGAGUCAGCGUCAUUGAAGACUGCCUCUAGCCUGGCGUUACUCAACUUCGGCCAACACGCGAUAUUCAGCGCCGGACUCACCGUAAUCAUGAUUAUGGCGGCCCAGGAAAUAGCCAAGGGUAACAUGUCUGUCGGUGACCUAGUGAUGGUGAACGGGCUCGUGUUCCAGCUGUCCGUGCCUCUCGGGUUCUUAGGUUCUGUGUACCGCGAGGUGCGUCAGGCGCUCGUCGACAUGCAGACAAUGUUCACACUCAUGACCGUGCAGUCAAAGGUCAAGGAAAAGAGCCAAGCACCGAAACUGAUCAUCGACAAUAAAACAGCGACCAUAGAGUUUAAAGAUGUGAGCUUCAAGUAUGUGAACGGCAAGCCCAUACUGAACAAUCUGUCCUUCACCAUACCGGCCGGCAAGAAGAUCGGCAUCGUUGGCGGCUCGGGUAGUGGUAAGUCUACGAUGGUUCGUCUCCUGUUUCGUUUCUUCGAGCCUCAGUCUGGGCAGAUUUUGGUCGCCGGACAAAAUAUUAAGGAUUUGGACCUAGCGAGCUUGAGGAAAGCCAUCGCUAUUGUACCGCAGGACUGUGUUCUGUUCCACGACACUAUCCUCCAUAACCUUCAUUACGGAGAUCUCAAUAAGAGUGUCGAAGACGUGUACAAGGCCAGCCAACUAGCUGAGCUACACGAUUCUGUACAAACGUGGCCCAAGGGUUACGACACUCAAGUGGGCGAGCGUGGUUUGAAGCUGUCUGGUGGGGAGAAACAGCGAGUGGCGAUAGCUCGAGCAAUCCUCAAGGACAGCCCUAUCAUAGUGUUCGACGAAGCCACCUCGAGCCUCGAUUCACUCACUGAACACGCGAUACUUCAAGCUCUCAAAGCAGCGACGGUCGGCCGUACAUCAAUAUGUAUCGCACAUCGUUUAUCAACAGUGGCCGACGCUGAUGAAAUACUUGUAUUGGAGAAGGGAAGCGUUUCCGAGAGAGGGAACCACAACCAGCUCAUACAGAAUAGAAACUCCUUGUACUACAGACUGUGGGAGAAACAGAAUAGAGAAGCAGUACCUAGGAUUUAG